ACUACUCUCACUUCAUCUUCAUUCACAUCACAUUCAAACGUGGAAAUUAGAACAAGUUUCAAAGAAUGGAUCAUAGGCUCAGCCAAAAAGGGGUGUCCUUUUCUGAUCCACAUUCACGACAACACACACCAGAUGAUGAACAUGUAACUGCAGUUGCAGCAGCUGCAUUUUCCAUUCAUUCAUUAGAAGAAGCAGGGUUACUUAAUUUGCAGAAAAUGAAAGAGAGUCCCAAAUUUUCAAGGACCAAAACUGUGAAAGCAAAAGAGGAGAAAAUAUCAAGGCAACCUAGUAAUGUGAGAGGGGAAAUUUCAACAAAAAGGUCAUUUGGACAAGAACUUGGUAGGACAACAGAAAGUGCAUUUCCUGUUAGACUACCCUCUUCAAGGACUAUAUCCCCAGCAGAAGGGUAUCAAAACAAUAAAGGGGUCCCAAUAACACAACACAAAAUUAAUGACAAGGCAAAAGUGUGGGAAAAGGCCAAGUUAGAAAGGAUUCAAAAACGGUAUGAGAAGAUAAGGUCCAAAAUCCUUUCUUGGGAGAGUGAGAGAAAGAUUCAAGUCAAACUACACAUGGAAAAGAAGAAGAGAGAAUUGGAGCACAAAAGGGCAAUGGAAAUGCAACAUUACAAGAACAAAAUAACAAGGAUAGAUAUGAUAGCACAAGGAGCAAUAGCACAGUUGGAAGAACACAAAAGAAAACAAGAGUCCAAGGCCAGAGAAAAAGCUAAGAAAAUCAGAAAAACAGGAAAGCUCCCUGUCAAAUGUUUCUGUUUCAAAUCUUUAUAGGACCGAACCACUAGAUUCGGCUUAAUAGUUCGGAAAAAUUCAUGAAGAUUUAGAUUCAAUUCUUACUAUUGUGUGUUGUAAUCUUUUUCUAUCAAUAAAAAAAUCUUCAAAGGAUCAAGUCAUUUAGUCAGACCCUGGAAAACAAAACAGUAGGAAAUGUCAUGUUGGUUCAAAAUAUUUCUUAAUAUGGCUUACGAAAUCUAAUUGUAUCACACAUAACUAAGGUUAAUUUUAUACAAGUGAU
Cajanus cajan (pigeon pea) is the source of this 1029-nucleotide messenger RNA. RefSeq lists its product as uncharacterized. NCBI's taxonomy places the organism in Eukaryota, Viridiplantae, Streptophyta, Magnoliopsida, Fabales, Fabaceae. The record is from RefSeq and is a predicted model, not a curated record.